UCAAAAGCUCCAACUAUGGCUAAAAUAAGGCUAAGGUUGACUGAAAACGAAGUGUCCACCAAUGGUAGGACUGGGGCUGUUGCAUGGUUGAUCGAGGGUAUCAACAUAGAAAAUACUCAAGAUGGCCUACAUUCUUCUAUAAGACAACUGCCAGAGGAUCCAACUGCUUCUCAGAGAACUCUGAUGGAAGAAAAAAGGCAGAAGCUCUUGUCUCGCAUUAAUAAGUUCCACGAGACUGCAUUGGUUAUGACAAAUGGGAUGGAAUUGGAAGAGGGAGAGGGAUUGCACCAGGAUGACCCUGAACUGUGCCUGGAGGAG
Molecule: messenger RNA, 318 nt
Organism: Suillus plorans
Lineage: Eukaryota; Fungi; Basidiomycota; Agaricomycetes; Boletales; Suillaceae
Exons: 2
Source: RefSeq, a predicted model, not a curated record